AUGCAGAGAGAACAGUCCUCUGGUUCCGGUUCCGGUCCUGGUCAAGCAGAAAAAUGGUACAAAGUCCAUCUCUUCCGCGGCAUGCGAAGGGACGUCCAGCGCCGCAUCCCCUACUACUGGAGUGAUUGGACCGAUGCCUGGGAUUAUCGCGUCGUGCCGGCCACGGUGUAUAUGUAUUUUGCCAAUAUCCUCCCCGCACUGGCCUUCUCCCUCGACAUGUUCGAGAAAACCAACCAGAGCUACGGCGUCAACGAAGUCCUCCUGGCCUCGGUGUUGGCCGCCGUCGUCUUCUCGCUCUUUGCUGCCCAGCCCUUGGUCAUUGUGGGCGUCACCGGCCCGAUUACCGUGUUUAAUUAUACCGUCUAUGAUAUCAUUGCGAGUCGCGGCACGAAUUAUUUGGCGUUUAUGUGUUGGAUCGGGAUAUGGUCCCUCAUCAUGCACUGGCUCCUCGCCAUCACCAACGCCUGCAACGGCCUCACCUACGUCACCCGCUUCUCCUGCGACAUCUUCGGCUUCUACGUCGCCUUCAUCUACCUGCAGAAGGGCAUCCAGGUCCUCACCCGCCAGUGGGGCUCCGCCGGCGAGACCUCCGCCUAUCUCAGCAUCAUGGUCGCCCUGCUGGUGCUCAUGGGCGGCUGGAUCUGCGGCGAGCUGGGCAACAGCAGUCUGUUCACGCGUCAGAUCCGCAAGUUCCUCGAGGACUACGGCACCCCGCUGACCAUCAUCUUCUUCACGGGCUUCGUCCAUAUCGGCCAUAUGCGGGAGGUCGAGGUCGCGCGCCUGCCGACCAGCAAGGCCUUCUUUCCGACGGCCGAUCGGGGCUGGUUGGUGCAGUUCUGGGAUAUCAGUGUGGGGGAUGUGUUUUUGGCGAUUCCGUUCGCCGUGCUGUUGACGAUUCUGUUCUAUUUCGAUCAUAACGACAAAGUAUCCUCCCUGAUCGCCCAAGGUACCGAAUUCCCCUUGCGCAAACCCGCGGGCUUCCACUGGGACUUCUUCCUCCUGGGCCUAACAACCUUCGUCUCGGGCCUGCUGGGCAUCCCCUUCCCCAACGGCCUCAUCCCGCAAGCCCCCUUCCACACCUCCGCUCUCUGCGUGACCCUCGACCUCCCCGACACCGCCGACACCAACAAAGGCAAAACGGUGCGAACAACCUCGCACGUCGUCGAACAACGCCUCUCCAACUUCACCCAGGGCCUCCUCACCCUCGGCACCAUGACCGGCCCCCUCCUCCUCGUCCUCCACCUCAUCCCCCAAUCCGUCCUCGCCGGCCUCUUCUUCAUCAUGGGCGUCCAAGCCCUGCAAUCCAACGGCAUCACCCACAAACUCCUCUUCCUCGCCCAAGACCGCGCCCUCACCCCCAUCUCCAACCCGCUCAAACGCCUCAAACGCCGCCGGGCCGUCUGGGCCUUUGUUGUCGUGGAGUUGGUCGGCUUCGGCGCGACCUUUGCCAUCACGCAGACGAUUGCGGCGAUUGGUUUCCCCGUCAUCAUUCUGGCGUUGGUCCCCGUUCGGGUCCUCCUUUUUCCGGGGUGGUUUGGCAGGGAGGAGUUGGGGGUGUUGGAUGCGCCGACUGCCGGGGAGUUUGUUAUGCGGAGUGUGGGGGGGGCGCAUGGGGGGAGUGAGAGUGGGAGUGGGAGUGGUGUUACUGUCCGCGAUCUGAACCUGGAGAUGUAG
Molecule: messenger RNA, 1674 nt
Organism: Aspergillus heteromorphus CBS 117.55
Lineage: Eukaryota; Fungi; Ascomycota; Eurotiomycetes; Eurotiales; Aspergillaceae
Product: anion exchange family protein
Exons: 5
Coding region: 1-1674 (557 amino acids)
Biological process (GO): monoatomic ion homeostasis; borate transport; monoatomic anion transport
Cellular component (GO): plasma membrane; fungal-type vacuole
Molecular function (GO): solute:inorganic anion antiporter activity; borate efflux transmembrane transporter activity
Source: RefSeq, a predicted model, not a curated record